This is a messenger RNA of Lindgomyces ingoldianus, 2076 nucleotides long. RefSeq lists its product as uncharacterized. The record is from RefSeq and is a predicted model, not a curated record. The coding region runs from base 1 to 2076 and encodes 691 amino acids. The transcript is spliced from 17 exons. Lineage: Eukaryota; Fungi; Ascomycota; Dothideomycetes; Pleosporales; Lindgomycetaceae.
AUGUUAAGUCUGCAUUGCUUAGACAGAAACUGCAAAGCCGCCUACACCGGUCUAUUGUUAUUGAUAAUGACAGCUGUAGGCCUUAGUUCUGACCUAAGCACCAAGUGGCCGUGGGGCUGCCGACGAGGAGCGCGGGGCGGACUUCAAACAACAGGGCUGAGCAUGGAAGAGCAAGAAAAGAAAUUGAAUUUGGAACUAGGGCGCGGCUGCGAUCGGAUUGCACGCGAGGAGGUGAAGUUUGGCCAAGCACCAAGGCGGCCCGCUCAAUCGCCAACAACACCAACACCACCCUCGUCGGUCUCCGUUGUACAAGCCGAGGAGUUGGAGUGCAUCUGGAGACACUCGAUCCAUUUGCCUCUUCAGCAAUGGCUGCUCACCUCCACAGUCAGCAGCACACCGAUAUGCUUUGUAGAUGAUGAGCACAUCCACAUGAAACAAAACAGAACAGCUGAAAGAUUGCCACCAAAGACAGGGUCUAAGCCUGAGGGGAUGGCGGUACGGCGAGUGCAGCAGGGUUGUAUAACCGUAGCUAAUCCUUCAAGAACACAGCUUCUGAGCACGGAGAUAUUGACACCUACUAGACCAAGACCGUUUUCAAUUGAAGGUACCCCUGCAGUCCACAAGAUUAUGGUUAUUGAUGAGGCCUUCCCUCUCAACAAGUCUACCAAAGUCACAGCCCUCGUAAAUAGUGAGCAUUUCAUCACUAAGUUCUCUGAAAGCGUCUCUGUAGAUAUCAACAACACCGCCGUUACCUUCAUUGACAUGCGCAAAGCCCGGAAGCCUAAGCAACCCAAGCGCCUUUUCGUUAUCUCAACCAACCAAAAGAAAGAAAAUCCGCUGAUAUUCAGCCCACAUAGUAAGGUACUCCAACGUAUAACCUAUGAGACUACAUGGGUUCAGGCUGAGCGUGAGUAUCUUGCUAGCUUACUCCGCGACUACCUUGAUGCUUCUGUCACUGAGCUUAUAGAGCGCUCUAACUACAGGUUCAGCAGGGUUUCCGAGGAGAAUUAUAAGGAAGGCGCUGCGAAGAAAGUUGCCGAGCAUCAUGAAGGUCGUACCAUUGAGCUGAAAAGACGACGAAGAAAAGGAAGGCCGAGGACGGAGAUAACAACGCGAAGGAUUCCGAAAAUCAGCAAGAGCUUUCACCGACUGAACCGCCUCCGAAUCCCAGAUGGCGCAGCCGAAACUGAGGCUCUCAAGCCCAAGCGCCCUGCAAAGUCACCACGUCUCACGAGCCCAAGAAGAAUACCGAGCCUCGCAAGAAUGCUGAGCCAAAUGCUAACAAAGCCACUAAACCCUGCAAGAAGGCAGGGGCCAAGAAGCCAAGGGCUAGUAAACCGAACGAGAUUGAAGAAUUCAUCUCUCUUCAACGGAAACCCCAUCCCCAUCCCCUCUACCCGGAGAGUCCAAGCUUUCCACAUAAUCCCGAGCGAACCGGAGCAUAUGAUCCGAAUGGGGGUUGUCCCCGCGACUGAUCCCGAAUGGGAGAAAGAAUCACUAACUCCGUCGCAAACCCUAGAGGAGCCCGUCCACUCAGAUGCUUUUCAAGCUUUUGUUCAAGGCGAGGAGGUUUUUGUCCAAGAACAGAACCCGGUGGCGGAGCCCCCCAUUCCGGGUCCAGGAUACGGAUGGCGCUCCACGGGUAGGUAUUUGAGAUCCCUGACGCUGAACAGUAAAUUUAUAGUCGAGAGUACCAGCACAUUGGCACUUGACGAGGAACUUUUCGAACUGGACCUAGAGACAGAUAUCGAGCAGUUUUACAACCCUGUCGAGCAAGCCGCAUCCAGAGAAACUCGACCCCCGAAAGAGUACGAGGCUGAACAUGAGGAGUACGCGCAAGUCCUGCCUCUGAUUAUGUCUCAGAAAUCCUUGCGACAGGAAAAGAGGUGCUUGAAGAUGUUGACUGGUGAAGCGGAUGGUGGUGAGUUGAUAACUCAUAAAGAAGGGAAAUCUGUAAAGUGGCAGAUACUGAUUGACAUGCCCAACAAGUUUGCAGCAGCACUCAUGUUCCGAGUGUAUAAUUCCCGUUAUAUGUAUUCUUGGUUCUUGGGGCCAAUAAGUCUGGGAGGUGGCUAG